AUGCUCCCGUCCGCGUCGUCGAUUGCGCAUGGCGUCGGCCGCCUCACGGACAUGGUCCUGGCGAAAGGCGCUGGGUCGUUUGUGUGGAACGUGGAAGGCCAGAAGCUGUUGGACUUUACAAGUGGCAUCGCUGUGACAUCGUUGGGCCACUGCCAUCCUCGGAUCGUGGAGGCAGUGCAGAAACAAGCAGGACAGUUGGUCCAUGGCCAGGCAUCCGUGGCAUACCACGAACCAAUGUUCAAGUACUCAGCAGCCUUGCUUCCUUUGCUUCCUCAGGGACUUGAUUCACUGAGCUUCUUCACAACUGGAGCUGAAGCCGCUGAAAAUGCUGUCAAGUUGGCUCGGCAUGCCACGGAAAAGCCCAACGUGAUCGUCUUCCAAGGAGGUUUCCACGGUCGAACGAUUGGAGCCAUGUCGUUCACGACCAGCAAAACGAUUUACAAAGCUGGCUUUGGACCCCUCGCGAGUGGCGUGUUUGUGGCGCCGUACCCAUACUCCCUCCACAGCCCAUUUUCGAAUCCAUGUGCCCAGACGAUUGCCUGGUGUCUGGAGCAAGUGGAGCUCGUCCUCAAGCAGCAAACGGCACCGUCCGAAACUGCAGCGAUCUUGAUUGAAACCGUGUUGGGGGAAGGAGGGUAUGUACCGCCCCCACCUGGCUUUCUCGAAGGGCUCAACUCCCUGUGCCAUGACCACGACAUCCUCUUGAUAGCAGAUGAAGUGCAAUGUGGAUUUGGCCGCACGGGCGAAUUGUUUGCCAUCGAUGGGCACUACAACACCACUCCAGAUAUUUUGGUCAUGGCAAAAGGAAUCGCGAAUGGAUAUCCCCUAAGUGCCAUUGCAAGCCGCAAAGACCUGACAGAUCUCCAACCAAAGGGGUCCAUGGGCGGCACGUACGCUGGAAAUGCCGUGAGCUGCGCCGCUGCGUUAGCCACAUUGGAUGUGUUUGAAACAGAAAACACGCUGGUCAAUGCGAGUGUUCGUGGCGCGCAACUCAUGGCGGCGCUGACCAAGUUGCAAGAUGUCUAUCCGAUUCUGGACGUGCGCGGCUUGGGGCUGAUGGUGGCCGUGGAAUUGGACACGUCGGUGCCGCCGGGUACAGCGGCGCGAGUGGCGCACGCGUGCGUGGGCCAUGGGAUGCUCUUGCUCCCAACCAGUGUGUACGAAACCCUGCGCUUCAUCCCGCCGUUGAAUGUGUCGGCCGGCGAAAUCGAGCUCGGCGUGGCGAUUUUCGCCAAAGCAUUGGCCGAUGCUCUCUCGUAG
Aphanomyces invadans is the source of this 1260-nucleotide messenger RNA. RefSeq names its product 4-aminobutyrate transaminase. Gene Ontology annotation, molecular function: pyridoxal phosphate binding; transaminase activity; identical protein binding. The transcript has 11 exons. The record is from RefSeq and is a predicted model, not a curated record. Lineage: Eukaryota; Oomycota; Saprolegniomycetes; Saprolegniales; Verrucalvaceae. Bases 1 to 1260 code for a protein of 419 amino acids.